AUGAGCGGAGACGAGAGCUUGGUGGAAGCGGCGCUCCGAGUUUUGAACACGGCGGACCCGUUCGAGAAGGCCCGAGUUGGCGACUCGGUGGCCGCUCAGUGGCUCGGAGGGGCCAUCACUCGCGCCUACGACGCUUCCGUGGACCUUCCCGUACCGGAUCGUCCUGCCAGGCUCAGCAACGUGAAGUUGGUGGCGCCGGGGCUGAUGCCGAAGCUGGGAAAAGGCGGGAGCUUGCAGAGCAGGCAGGCCAUAGUGCAUAGCCUCGCUCACACUGAGAGUUGGGCUAUUGACUUGUCUUGGGACAUAAUUGCUAGGUUUGGGAAGCAAGAGGCAAUGCCGAGUGAGUUCUUCACGGAUUUCGUAAAGGUGGCUCAGGACGAAGGUCGUCACUUCACUCUCCUCGCAACUCGGCUUGAGGAGAUGGGUUCUUUCUAUGGAGCCUUGCCGGCUCAUGACGGCCUCUGGGCCUCUGCCGCUGCCACUUCCAAAGACCUAACAGCACGCCUGGCUGUCGAGCAUUGUGUGCAUGAGGCAAGAGGGCUGGAUGUGCUGCCAACAACCAUCUCCCGGUUCCGAAAAGGAGGCGACGACACAACAGCUGAUUUGCUAGAGAGCGUGGUUUACCCUGAAGAAAUAACCCACUGUGCUGCUGGAGUGAAGUGGUUCAAGUAUCUUUGCAUGAGGCUGGUGUCUGAUGAGGAAGAAGAUGAAGUGAUUAAAAAGUUUCAUGCCAUUGUGAGGACGUAUUUCAGGGGGCCUUUGAAGCCUCCUUUCAAUGAAGAGGCGAGGAAAGCUGCUGGGUUUGGGCCUCGCUGGUAUGAGCCUCUUGCUGUCAAAGAGCAGGGCACCAACCCUACCAAGCAUGAGGGAGCAUGA
Messenger RNA from Prunus armeniaca (apricot), 876 nucleotides. NCBI's taxonomy places the organism in Eukaryota, Viridiplantae, Streptophyta, Magnoliopsida, Rosales, Rosaceae. The record is from the annotation of a GenBank genome assembly.